Priapulus caudatus is the source of this 1263-nucleotide messenger RNA. RefSeq lists its product as uncharacterized. Lineage: Eukaryota; Metazoa; Priapulida; Priapulimorpha; Priapulimorphida; Priapulidae. Bases 128 to 760 code for a protein of 210 amino acids. The transcript is spliced from 4 exons. The record is from RefSeq and is a predicted model, not a curated record.
AAAGCAGAGAACAUGUUCAUGUUAAUGUUAUUGUUAUUCACUUAGUGUUAGUGUUACACUUACAGACUAAAAUAUAUACACCAUAUUAUAACUCUGAACAUCGAUUGUUUGCACACUAGUGCUCAAGAUGCAAUGUUCAUAUGCUGAUGCCAGGAUGAGUAUGGGCUUAUUUAUUGUCCUUUGCCUUUCAUUUGAAAUCAAGCAGAUAACUUCAUUGAAGCAAAGUGAUGAUCAAAGAAAUGCAAAUACAGCAACACCGUCUUCGACAUGUUCAAGUGCUUGCACUGUAAUGAUGCCACCUACAGACUCCAGAUACCGCUGCUGGGAGAACAACCUUCAGUAUUUUACUGACCAACUGCUUGAGUCCAUUUACAACUACACAAGUAUCAUAAGUCACAUUGAGGCCUAUAAGAGCUUACAUUCUACCACCACUGAGCAGGAGAUGACUAAGGAGUACUGGUCUGCCAUAAAUAAAACUGUGAAACGAAACGAAGGACCGUAUGGAAAUGAAGAUUUAGUAGUCAUAUUCGAAAUCAUUUUAGAGAAGACGCGGAUAACGGCAAAUCGGACGGACUUCCGCGAAUUUCACCACAACUGUCCGCUGCCGCUGGACUACGUGAACAACCUAUGGUACUGGCUAGUGGCCGGCUUCGGCGUAAUCUCUGUACUCAUCUUCGUGGCCAUGUUAUUGUAUGCACGGGAAAUGAGAGCAGAAUCUAAACAACUUCGCCUGCUGUACAACAAGGAGGCGAUGUACUGAGGCACGUGUGUUAUGUUAGACAGCGCCCCUACAUUUAGAUGGCUAUAUCAGUAACGACCCUCUACAGUAAAGUGGUACCAUGACACCUAGUGGCCGGUGAAUGAGAUAACGACUCUCUUUCACAUGUCGUUUGUACCAGUGCUAUCACUUAGUAGUGCUUUGUGGGGUAAAGGGCCAGCAUAGAGCAUAUAUAACGAUUGGUGAUACUUUUGUUGAAGUGCUGCUAAUUUAAUAAGUACUCUACGUGGUUGCAUUUUUGCGAAGCUUUCUUAAGCUAUGUAACUUGCAUAUACGGGUCACUUUGAAGAUGGUCAUUUUAUUGAUGGUUGGAUACUGAGUGAUACUGUGCAAGUAAGUAUGCUGCAUAUUUAUAUGUGAAUGUGUGCUUGGAAAACUGCCCAGAGUAAUACAUGUGCCAGCAGGCACCCUCUGCAGUGAUCUGUGCGUCAGCACGCGCCCUCUGCAGUGAUCUGUGCAUCAGCAGCGCGGCCCUCUGCAGUGAC